UAAUCCAUCCCUCGUGCAGCUGGUUCAAUCAGGAUCUUUUCAAAUUAAAGCACUACCAUUAAUUUCGGACACACUGAGAAAUAUGACAGCCCAUAUCAUUGAAAGAAACUUUGCAUGAUCAUCUGAUCAGGCCAAAACUAAACUAGUCAAAGCUGAAGUGGAAUUCAAGAUAAUUUGCAUGGUCGUUUGUUAGUGUGCUUAGCCCAUAUGGUCACAUAUCUGCGCUGUAGAAAUCGGUUUACUUAGGAUAUAUUUAAAUAAGAAAGGGGCCGAUCAACACGACUACCGUUUAUUUGAGUCUCAUGGCCAAUUACGUCAAAGUAAAACUGACCAAUCAGUGUACGCAAACAAGUUUUAUAGAUAUCGAUUGACGAAGACUCUUCACUUUCCGUUAUUGGUUGCUUCAGCAGCAGUUCCCAAAACAGCAGUCACUACCAUACCAACGACAGUCUUGCUCAGAACUACUCUCACCCAAACGAUCAGGCUAAGCGGUCAAAAGAAGACAAGCAGGAACAGUUACAAUUGCCGUCAUCUCCCUUUCUGAUAACAGAUUCUCUGCUGUUGUUAGAGGAAAGCUGAAAACCGCGGAUGAACGUACAAACUCCUCUUUUGAAUUCAGUGAUCCGGUGAUACCUGAGGGUAUGGAAGUAGCGUUUGCAUCCUUGAACAUAAUUUUCUCUAUCACUGCGAUACUGGGCAAUGUUCUAAUCCUUAUUGCUCUUCGCAAAGUGACCUCGAUUCAUCCUCCAACGAAACUCUUGUUUCGAUGUCUGGCAGUCAGUGAUAUUUGUGUUGGAAUCAUUGCACAACCGCUGUUUACAGUGAUACAUAUUGACGAAAGAAUGAUAUACCGCUCCAACUUCAUUAUUGAUAUCAUACUUCCCUGUUCCUCUUUUAUACUUUGUGGAGUUUCACUCUUGACAUCAACCGCAAUUAGUGUGGACAGACUUCUCGCGCUGUUGUUGGGUCUGAGAUACAGACAUGUUGUUACAUUAAGGCGGGUGCGAGCGCUAAUUAUCUUCUGUUGGUUUUUAGUUGUUGCUUCAGUUGGAUGUGUCUUCUUUUCAGGUGACUUUUGGCUUUAUGGAUAUAUUGUUUUAAUAUUUAUUUCCCUUUUCAUCUCAACUAUUUCUUACGCCAAGAUCUAUUUCCGUCUCCGCCAACAACUGCUUCAUGUACGGGGCCAUGUUCGCCAACAAGAACAACAACUGCCUCCCAGCGGCGUUGUACCGACUGCAUUGAAUGUUGCACGAUACAAGAAAACAGUUUCCGCCAUAGUAUGGGUACAGCUUGGAUUAUUUGCUUGCUACUCUCCAUUCUGUGUUAUUUCAAUGUCAAAUUAUCUUGGAGUGUCUUUCGGAGUUAAUGUUUUGUACUUUUCCGUAUCUUUACUUUAUUUAAACUCAUCUCUAAACCCCAUUCUUUACUGCUGGAAAAUCAGGGAAGUAACACAAGCAGUAAAGGACACAAUUAGAGAGUUGAAGUGUUGUAGUGAAUCAAAUUGAAACUUUACGUCCUACAAAACAAUGUAAAACUCUAUAAGGGAAUUCAAAAUGAAGUUUCGUGUUUACAAAUGUUGUUUUAGUAAAGUCAAAAGCAAAUGGUAUGAACAUGAUUUGUUGAACUCUUCUACGACUAGUGACAACCUGUUUCACAGACAAUCCAACAUUUUGGGGUAGUGAUUACUUUGGGAUGGUUCUCUGUCUUAGCAAUUAAAUGAAGGAAUAUCGCCUCAAUAGAGAGCGUU
Molecule: messenger RNA, 1747 nt
Organism: Stylophora pistillata
Lineage: Eukaryota; Metazoa; Cnidaria; Anthozoa; Scleractinia; Pocilloporidae
Product: adenosine receptor A3-like
Biological process (GO): G protein-coupled receptor signaling pathway
Cellular component (GO): plasma membrane
Molecular function (GO): G protein-coupled receptor activity
Source: RefSeq, a predicted model, not a curated record